Molecule: messenger RNA, 3238 nt
Organism: Rubroshorea leprosula
Lineage: Eukaryota; Viridiplantae; Streptophyta; Magnoliopsida; Malvales; Dipterocarpaceae
Source: the annotation of a GenBank genome assembly
AUGAGUGAUGAUCUUAAAAAAAAAAAAAAAAAAAAAAAUCGCACAGAAUUUCAUAAACAAAACAAAGAACAAAAAGAGAUUCAAAUCACAUCAAAAAUAAAAAUCUUCUCUUUUCUUUUCUUUGCUUUUCUGUUUCUCCUAAAAAUCUUCUUUGCUUCCUCUCCUUCACCUCAACGGCGUCCGGAGAGCUUCCGUUUCUUGAAUUCUCGUGUCCAAAAUCUCGAAUUUUUGCUUCUCCAUCCCCCGAAAUGCCCCAAUCUUCUCUCGUUUGAAUGCCGAACCCCGGAGAACGAGAAAAUCGAUGAUUGUUCGAACUUACGGUCGCCGCAAUCGUAGAAUUGGCCGGACGUUCACCGACUCCCUAAACGACUCUGUCUCUGAUUCCCUCUCUCAGGAAACGAUGCCGUCUCAAGAUUUAUACGACUUCCCCUUCCCUUCGCAAGGAUCCUCUUCUUUUACUUCCCAGGAAAUCGACGCCUCAUACGAGAUUUCAAAUCACAACGUUUUCGAUUUCGACGACGAGGGAGACGGCGCCGUUGGGAGAUCCAAGAAGGCAAAGCACAAGCAUAGCAAGGUGGGGGCUUCUUCGCCAUGGGUUGCGGCCACUUCGACGUUGAUGGAGACGCAGGAAUUUGGGGAGAUGAUGGAGCACGUCGACGAGGUGAAUUUUGCGCUGGAUGGGUUGAAGAAGGGGCAGCCUGUGAGGAUCAGGAGAGCGAGUCUACUGUCUUUGCUUUCUAUUUCUGGUACUGCUCAGCAGAGAAGGCUGCUGAGAGCUCAAGGGAUGGCAAAGACAAUAAUUGAUGCUAUUUUGGGUCUCAGCUUUGAUGACACUCCUAGCAAUCUGGCUGCUGCUGCUCUCUUCUUUGUUUUAACCAGUGAUGGGUCAGAUGAACAUAUACUGGAAUCUCCCAGUUGCAUUCGUUUUCUGAUUAAAUUGUUGAAGCCAGUCACUGCUACUGCUAAUGAAGGAAAAGGACAAAAAGUGGGCUAUAAACUUUUGGCAUUAUGUAAAGACACUGACAUCUUGCGAGAUACACCUAAACGGUCUGAGGCAAGUUCUGCUGCAAUUUUUUCUAAAGUUAAGGAAAUACUUGUUGGUUGCAAGGAAAUGAAGUCAAGAAGUGGCAAAGAUAUUGGUUCUGUGAGACCAGAGUUAAACCCAAAAUGGAUGGCUUUGUUGACGAUGGAGAAAGCUUGCUUAUCAAAGAUUUCUUUUGAAGAUGCCACUGGUUCAGUAAGGAAAAUUGGUGGCAAUUUCAAGGAAAAACUGAGAGAGCAUGGAGGACUUGAUGCUGUCUUUGAAGUGGCUUUGAAUUGCCACUCUGUUAUGGAGGGAUGGAUGGAAAAUGGUUCGUCUUCUGGUUCUCAUGUUAUAGAUAAGAAGGAUAUUCAGAGUCUUGUGUUACUUUUGAAAUGUUUGAAAAUAAUGGAAAAUGCCACAUUCCUUAGUAAAGAUAAUCAGAGUCAUUUGCUUAGAAUGAAGAGAAACUUGGAUUCACAGGGAUCUCGACUAUCUUUUACAAAGCUUGUUAUAAGUGUCAUUAAGAUUCUCUCAGAGCUUUACCUAUGUAAGGGUCCUCCAUCCUCCAGCAAGGGAAAGUCUUCCAAUGAUUCUAAUAAUUCAGGCCAAGGUCCUAUGGGUCUAAUUGCAGAUGAUGGAGUGGAGAACAAUGAAGUUAUAUGCAUCAGUUCAGAAAAAUGCUCCAGCAUGGAUUGGAGUUUCUUAGGAAGGAGCUCCAAUUCAUCUCAGAACGAUCCAGGGCCUUCCACAUGCUCAUUGGGCCCUGUUGUUUCUAGCUCUCAAACUACCACUACAUCCGUGAAUGAUUCUUGCUUGCUCAAGAUGAGAGUCAACUCUUCCUUUUCUAGUUCUUGUAGUGAGGCAAUAAGAGGUUCAAAUGGACCUGUAAUUGGUCAUGGGUCAAGGGCUCUUGGUGAGAUUUCUAAGUGUACCAAAGAGGACAAGUGUCACUUUUCGGAGGAUAGUGAAGAUCCUUUUGCUUUUUAUGAAGAUGAUUUUGAGCCUUCAAAAUGGGACUUACUGUCGGGAAAGAAAAAGGUACCACGGACUAACAAACACGUAGUAAGAAACAGAGAGCAAGAAGAUGGGUAUCUUGACCAGCUGUUAAUGAGGCAACUAGAAUCUGAUAAUACAGAAGUUUACAAACUAAACUCAAUAAAUGAGGAAGAUCAUCAUUCUCAAGAAAUCUCUGGUUCUCAGAGUACCGAAGAAGAGAAUUCUGCCCUUCUCUCUGAUUGUCUCCUCACUGCUGUCAAGGUUCUAAUGAAUUUAGCAAAUGAGAACCCUAUUGGCUGUCGGCAAAUUGCUUCUUGUGGAGGACUGGAGACCAUGUCUUCAUUGAUUGCUAGCCACUUUCCUUCAUUUUGCAAAUCAUUGUCUCUUGAGAGUGAAAUUGAAGAGAAUUCUGUGUGUGUUGAACUUGAUCAUCAGAAUGACAGGCAUCUCACUGAUCAAGAGCUAGAUUUCCUUGUUGCCAUACUGGGUCUGCUUGUGAACCUAGUUGAGAAGGAUGGGCAGAACAGAUCACGGCUUGCAGCAGCUAGCAUUUCAUUACAAAAUUUAGAAGGGUUGGAAGGGGAGAGCCAUAGGGAUGUAAUUCCACUACUUUGUGCCGUCUUUCUUGCAAACCGAGGUGCUAGUGACACAGCUGGAGAAGUUGUGCAAUGGGAGGAUGAGGAUGCUGUUUCACAAGGAGAGAAAGAAGCAGAGAAGAUGAUUGUAGAAGCCUACGCGGCCCUACUACUAGCAUUUCUUUCAACUGAAAGUAGGAGCAUACGUGAUGCAAUUGCUGCUUGUCUACCAAACCACAACCUGGCAAUUCUGGUACCCGUGCUAGAGAGAUUUGUGGCAUUUCAUCUCACACUAGACAUGAUAUCUCCCGAGACUCAUAAGGCUGUGAGUGAAGUGAUUGAAUCAUGCCGAAUACCAUGAGAACUCAUAAAAGAGACGUUCUGUACAGCUUCCUUUUCCUCCGUUGAGAGUAGCUGGUUGUGUCAUAGUCUAUUGACCUUUUUCUUUGUUUCUCCACCCAAUUUUUUUUUUUUCCCACCCUUUCAUUUCUUUCAUUAUUCUUUCUGUAGCCACACCAUUUUCAUUGAUGUCGUAGGCUUGAGAUUGCUUGAUACGAAAUGAUAGCGUAAGCAAAAUGUUUUCUGACUUGUGUAUGUGUCUACCACUCUUAACAGCUAUAUAUGAGGAAAUGCACAUAGAAAC